AUGCGUUGUAUUUCAACUUUAGCUGAAGUUAUAAAACAUCGUUUAAAUGUUGAACUUGAUUCAAUUCGAAAAGCGGAAAAUUCUAAAGAUGAUCUUUUAAAUUUUUGUGCCAAUAAUUAUUUGAGUUUGGCAAAUAAUCGUGAAAUUAUUACAACAGCUAAACAAGCACUUGACGAUUGUGGUUCGGAUCUUAGUUCAGUUAGAUUUUGUUUGUGA
This is a messenger RNA of Rotaria socialis, 216 nucleotides long. The record is from the annotation of a GenBank genome assembly. Lineage: Eukaryota; Metazoa; Rotifera; Eurotatoria; Philodinida; Philodinidae.